UGGCUCUGCCGCGCGACAGUGUCUCACAAGCCACAAGACCCACAACAACCAGUCUUUAAGAGAGGACUGUUCGGUAACCUUAGCUUCCUCACCUUCCGCUCCAUGGCCUCUUCUUCACAGAACUCCAAGAAUGUCACAAGCAGCGCAAAGUUCAGCUUCUGCAUCUUCUUCUACUAGUCCGGUUGAUAGGGACACUGGAGCUACUGCUUCUCCUUCUUUUUCUUCUUCGAUCAAUAGGGAUUCGUCUGGCGCUGCUUCAUCGUCUUAUUCUCAUUUUCGCGAAGAAGGAGAUUACCAAUUUCAAGAGUUAGUUUCGGAGCAGCAUCAACACAUUGGUUUAUUUCGAGGAAAUUUGUUUGCCUUCGGUGAUGUUUCAGCGAUUAGUGAUGAUACUUGGUCCUGUGUCAUUGUCGUCCUCACCUUUUGGUUAUUCGUAUCAAUGGCUCUGAUUCUGGGAGUCUAUGGUUCUGUGAAUAUAGUCAUAGGACCCAAUUCCUCAGUUCUUCUUCAACCGAGUCCCUUAUAUGUGCAGUCUGUAAAGGUGGAAGAAGUGGAUGGUAAUAAUCCUGGGCUCAUGCUGUAUGGAUUUUAUAAACCUCCAUCACUUGAUGUCGUGAAGUCCUGGAUCAAAUCUGUUAAUGUAUCUGUUCUAGCUGAUUCUCACAAGGAGUUGAUAUAUUUCCUGAAUGAGGGAUCUCAAAUAAAUAUUUCAUACAGUGUGAACUCCCAUAGCUCCUCUAUUUUUCUUGUAAUUGCCCAAGGGAGUGAAGGCCUUACUCAAUGGCUUGCGGACCCAACAUAUCCGAACAUCACUUUGUCAUGGAAUGUGAUUCAUGGACAUGGUAUGAUCCAGCAGAAAAUACUGAAAUCUUCAACUUACUAUGUUGCAGCAGGUAACUUGAACUCAGAGGAUGUAGAGGUGCAGUUAAAUCUCAGUAUAAGUGCUUUCCUUUACAAUACAACUAAAGCUUAUUACAAAUGUACUUUCGAUGAUGGCAUAUGUGGCUUGAGCAUGUUGUUACCCAAUGGAAAUGUUGUUGUCUUAACGUCUCCUGGUUUAGAAGAGGAUUCACCAAGUAAUGAGUGGUAUGUCAAACUGACCUAUGGACCAAGAUGGGUAACAUAUAUUGUUGGCAUAGCUGCAAUGACUGUGCUUACAUUGUCAGCAUUCAACUUCUUGAACAAGUUACGAUGUAUUCAUGAAGAAGGAACUGGAGUUCAGUAUGGGGAGGCGGAACCUGUGAGAGCUCCUCUUCUUUCAUAUAAGGACGAUGAUCUCUCAAGUUGGGGCUCUUCUUAUGAUUCAGUCUCAAAUGAUGAGGAGGAUCUUGAAUAUUUUCUAGCAUCAGGUUCCUUGGAAGGUAAGUCAUCAAAAGAUGGUGAAAAUGACAAUAAUACACGGCGUCUUUGUGCAAUUUGCUUUGAUGCUCCAAGGGAUUGCUUCUUCCUCCCAUGUGGGCACUGUGUUGCCUGUUUUGCAUGUGGAACAAGGAUAGCGGAGGCUGCUGGUACAUGCCCUAUAUGUCGUAGGAAUAUGAAGAAGGUGAGAAAGAUUUUUACCGUCUAAGCAUUUAAGCAGCAUGACAUUAUUUGCAGUUACACCAUUACUUUCAUGCUAAUGGAUAUUGAUAGAGUUGCAUUGGUCUGGUAAAUCAUAGAUGGAAGGAGAUCAAACAUUGUCUUUAAAUUGUAAUGACCAUGCAUUUUUUCCCCAUUUGGCCCUCCAUCAUGUCACAUUGUACCUCGGUAUAGAACUUCAGAAUACAUGUGCUUAAGUUGACAUAAUUCAGAGGUGUAUAUGUUAUUAUGAUCAUUUGUUUUUAAA
Molecule: messenger RNA, 1825 nt
Organism: Hevea brasiliensis (rubber tree)
Lineage: Eukaryota; Viridiplantae; Streptophyta; Magnoliopsida; Malpighiales; Euphorbiaceae
Product: E3 ubiquitin-protein ligase APD2
Exons: 11
Coding region: 131-1567 (478 amino acids)
Source: RefSeq, a predicted model, not a curated record